AUGAAAGGCAAAACUCUCAGCUCUCAAUCACAGGGCUUGGUACUAUCCUUGCUGAAUUAUUUUCAACAAGAAAAGGAUAAUGGAGGGCCUCUAUUACCAUUGAUAGCUGUCCAAGAGAUAUACUCUGAAGAAAAUUCGCAAGAUAAUUUGCAACCUUCUGUUGAUGAUACCAAUGAUCAAAGUGAACUACAAAGUGAAAAACAAAGUACUGAGCAACCUAUUGAAAAUGUCAUUAAAUCCUCCUGUCAAAGCAAUGGAACAAAUACAAUAGCCAAACGAAAGAUAUUUGUCUACCCAAAGGAAAAUCCUAAACGUAAAAUGGUAACAGAAGACCGUAGAUUGAGUAAAGCAUAUGACAUCAUCGAUAGCAUUUCAAGCGAACCUGCGUCCAGUCGCGAUGAAUGCUCAGUAUAUGGAGAGCAUGUCGCUAAUAAGCUACGAAAAUUAAAUGAAAGAAGUAGAGCUAUCCUUAUCCAUAAAAUCAAUAACGCCUCAAUAUGA
Acanthoscelides obtectus is the source of this 501-nucleotide messenger RNA. Lineage: Eukaryota; Metazoa; Arthropoda; Insecta; Coleoptera; Chrysomelidae. The record is from the annotation of a GenBank genome assembly.